Molecule: messenger RNA, 1266 nt
Organism: Uncinocarpus reesii 1704
Lineage: Eukaryota; Fungi; Ascomycota; Eurotiomycetes; Onygenales; Onygenaceae
Exons: 1
Coding region: 1-1266 (421 amino acids)
Biological process (GO): mitotic spindle organization
Cellular component (GO): cytoplasm; nucleus; protein phosphatase type 2A complex
Molecular function (GO): peptidyl-prolyl cis-trans isomerase activity; protein tyrosine phosphatase activator activity
Source: RefSeq, a predicted model, not a curated record
AUGGCGUCCCCAAACCAGUCUUCGCCCGUUUCUCACCCUACAGGCUCACUAGACCUGUCGAAGAAGCUGUCAGGUCUCCGGAUAAACCGGCGAAGACAGCCUCAACCGUCCCAGGCCUCUGACCCUCCAACCCCAAAUCUCCCAGACCGCCCCUGCCUGACCGCAUUCCAGUUCAUUCGCCCAGUGUCGCGCAUUCUCUCUCCACAGGACCUCGAAGCCUUCCAUUCCUCUCCAGCGUAUACCCUGAUUCUUGCAUUCAUUUUCAACGUCUCAGAUAGUGUCCGACAGCAGUCGGUUCCUUCGGUCGCGAAACUGCCACAGUCGGAAAAUAUAAAGAAGAUACUGUCCAUACUCUCGGCUAUAGAAGACCUAAUUGAUAAACACCCUUCUCUCGAUCAAAAUGGAUCGCGCUUUGGGAACCCAGCGUUUCGCGGUUUAUUUGAUGACAUUGCAGCCCACAGCGCGCAAUGGCACACAGAUAUCUUAGGCUUCGAGGACUCAAAAGCGAUAGAGGAGGUCUCGACAUAUCUGAUACACUCACUUGGGUCGCGAUCCCGACUUGAUUUUGGGUCUGGCCACGAGCUGAACUUUAUGAUGUGGCUGCUCUGUCUAUAUCUAUUUGGGGUCAUCGAGAAGAUCGACUUCCCUGUUAUCGUCUGUCAGGUAUACAUUCGUUAUAUGAAACUCAUGCGCCACGUGCAAGCGACAUAUUACCUCGAGCCUGCGGGAUCACAUGGGGUAUGGGGCUUGGAUGAUUAUCACUUUUUACCCUUUCUCUUUGGGGCCGCCCAGCUAGCCGGGCACCCCUAUAUUACUCCGCUCGCUAUACAUAAUAACGUCGUUUUGGACGAGGAAGGAGACAAUUGGAUCUACCUGGACCAAGUUCGAUGGGUGGAUAGUGUCAAAACUGUCAAAGGGUUGCGCUGGCAUAGCCCCAUGCUCGACGACAUAUCUGGAGCUAAAAACUGGUAUAAAGUCGAAGCAGGCAUGAAAAAGAUGUUUAUCAAGGAGGUUCUUGGUAAAUUACCGAUUAUGCAGCAUUUUUUAUUUGGGAGUUUGAUCCCCGCGUUGCCGGGAAUGGGUGAGCGAAGCGAACAAGCGGCUCAGGACAACGGUGCGGAUCAUUCUCAUGGCCAUGCCCAUUCGCAUCAGACUGAUUAUUGGGGUGACUGUUGCGGGAUCAAAGUCCCGAGCGCAUUGGCUGCAGGGGAAGAAAUGAGGAAAAGGCAGGGAGGGACCGGGUUACGACCAAUUCCAUUCGACUAG